Messenger RNA from Paramecium tetraurelia, 3474 nucleotides. RefSeq lists its product as uncharacterized. The transcript has 2 exons. Gene Ontology annotation, molecular function: metal ion binding; metalloendopeptidase activity. Gene Ontology annotation, biological process: peptide catabolic process. NCBI's taxonomy places the organism in Eukaryota, Ciliophora, Oligohymenophorea, Peniculida, Parameciidae. The record is from RefSeq and is a predicted model, not a curated record. Gene Ontology annotation, cellular component: cytosol; mitochondrion.
AUGAAAAAAGAGUAGCAUCAAUAAAGGAGAGACACAACACUGAUACAAUUGUUAGUAUUGUUGGGCGCAUGCUUUACAAUGGGCAUAGUUUUAUUCAAAGUUGUGGGAUUACACGGAGCUUAGAAUGAUUUAUCAUUUGAGUAGGCCUCGUUGAUUUAGGAAUAAACAUACUUAGAGCAAUAAAUAAAAGCAUUACAAAAUUCAUUGGCUUAACCCAGCUUUUUAGAAGUCAGAAUGAGUGUGAAUAAAAAAUAGCAUAAAUCAAAAAUACAUUCAUCCGAACAUAAACCUCUUGAGAUAUAGAAGCCAACAGUAGACAAAAAGGAAUAUGAAUACUUGGAAUUACCUAAUAAAUUGAAAGUCUUGUUAAUACGAGAUCCAGAAACCAAGUUAACAUAAGCAGCAUUGAAUGUUAAUGUAGGGUCAUGGUAUGAACCAGAUGAAUUUCCUGGUUUAGCUCAUUUUUUAGAGCACAUGCUAUUUUAAGGUUCACAUACCUAUCCUGAAACAAGUUAUUUUGAAUAAUUGGUGGCUAAAGGAGGAGGUUACACUAAUGCAUACACUGAAGGAACCAGAACCAAUUACUAUUUUACAAUAGAUACAAGCAGAACAAGUGAGGCUUUGAAUGUAUUUGCACACUUUUUUAUAGACCCUCUCUUAUCAUAAGAGAUGGUCUAAAAGGAAGCUAAUGCAGUGAAUUCUGAAUAUGAGAUAAAUGUAGCAGGAGAUGGAUGGAAAAUAUUGCAUUUAAUGAGUUUGAUGUCAGAUCCUAAGCAUCCUAUGAGUAGAUUCACUAUUGGAAAUUUAUAGUCAUUACUUAAGCCGCAUGUUGUUGAAGCCUUAAAAAAGUUUCAUGAAUAAUAUUAUUCAUCUAAUCAAAUGGCUUUGGUGAUCAAGAGUUCAUAACCAAUUGAAAUGAUGAAAGAGUUCAUUGAAUCAAGUGAGUUCUUAAAAAUUCCAAAUUUGGAAAUAGAGAAGCCAUCGUUAGCUCAUUUCGGAUUGCCAAUAAAGGAUGUUUCUAAAUUAGUAAAAUAUCACAUCAACACAAGAGCAACAACCCUCAUUUACUUUUAUUAAUUAGAGGAUAGUACAAAAUAUUUUGAAACUAAGCCUCUUCAAUUUAUAAAUUCGAUAGUCAGAUCAAGACAUGAUGGAGGAUUGUACAAUUACUUAGUAAGCAAGAAUCUAAUUGUUGAUAUGGAUUCUCAACCAUUUUUAGGUAAUAAUGGUUGUUUCUAAUUCUAUUUGAUUGAAGUUGAACUAAGUGAAACAUUGAUUGGUCAAUAAAAAGACUAUGCUCUAUAAAUUGGACAAGCUAUAAUCUCAUAUUUUGAAGAAUAAAUACACAAGUUUUAUGAUGAAGAGUAGAAUCCAACAGACUUCUUAGAAGAAACCUAUAAGACUAAGAAGGCUAUGUCAGAUGUUCAAUUUAAAUUCUUGGAGAAAGACAUAGACAUAUUCAAAUUAUCUCACAAUCUGAAUACAUUCCCACCUAAAUAUGUAUUAAAUGCAGAAACUAGCUAUUUUAAAUAUGAUCCUCAAUGUAUAUAUAAUUAUUUAGCUGAUCUAAUGAAUCCUAAUAAUAUGUUGAUUUUGAUUGGAGAUGAUGGAUAUAAAUUGGUGUAAGAGGAAAUAGAAAAUGAAGAAUUAAAGGCCUCAUUCUUAUCAUUCUAAUAGCCAUCAACUUUGUUAUUGCAGUAGAGUGUUGCUGUUAGUGAUUUAGAUUUCAUCAACUAAAGAGAACUCCAAUUUUCAAAUGAUCUUUAUCACAUAUAAUAUGAUGUUAAACCAUUAGAGAGAGACAGUUUGGAUUUCAUGAUGCUUGACAACAUUCCAUUGAGUUUACCAUAAAUUAAUCAUUACGUCCCAGUUAAUUUAGCUUUUAAAUCACUAUGUGAAUCACAGCAGAUCUCAUAUAUCUAAUCGGUUGAUUCUGACACUCUGUAUGAUAGAAAAAACAGAUAGAAUAUAUUCAUAGAAAAUACUCACAAAAUGCCUUUCUAUUUCACAUCAAAGAAGGAGUGUUAGGAGCAUGAAUUUGAAUAUGAGCAAUACAAUCAUUUCCCAUAAUUGAUUAAGAAGGACAUUGAGGGUAAAACCUGGUGGAGAUUGGAUAGAUCAUAUAGUCCAACUGUGUAUGCAGGUAUGAACUUUGAAACUGCUUUGGACAUGAAAUCUCUUAAGAAAGUAGCAUUGUUAACAGUAUUUAAUAGUUAUGUGUCUGAUAAUUUAUAUAAAUCUCUUUAAUAAUCAUUUGAAGCUGGUUAUGAAUUAUCAUUUGAUUCAUCAAUGAAAGGUCUAUCACUCGAAAUGUAUGGAUGGAGUGAUAAAUUUGAAUACUUUUAUAAGAAUGUGUUAAGAGAGAUUAAGAAUGAAAUCAGCGAUGAUGAUCUUUUGAAUAGAGUGAAACUAAGUCAAAUCACUGAGUUGAGUAACACUUUUGAAUAAAAAUUGUUUGUCUAAGCCACUUCUGUGAUAUUGCCAACCAUAAUUCAAGGUUAACCAACCCCUUCUUAGAUGAUAGAUGAAAUCAAUUCAGUAACUAAGGAAGAAUUGUCUCAAUUUUAGAAAGAAAUGUUAGAGAAUUUCAGAUUCACUACCUAUUUCACAGGAAAUAUAUUGAGAGAUGAAGUGUAAUCAUUGCAAAAUCAAAUUCCCAAGAUAUUUGAUGAAUCUACUUCACAUAUCAGAAUUCAAAACCAUAUUACUUAAGUAUCAGAUCUGACUCGCAAAUCCAUAGUAUACUCAUUAGUCUCUAAAUCUACUAAUUAAUUGGACACAAAUGGAGUUACUCUGAAUUACUAUUAAAUUGGGUACAGAGAUUAGAAGUAAUUAGCCAUGAUGAAUUUAUUAUAUAAGAUUCUCCACAAUGCAGCAUAUGCCUAUUUGCGUACACAAUUGUAAUUGGGUUAUGUUGUAAGUGUCAAAUUCAAGCCAGUUGGUUGUUUGGACAGUGCUCAAAUUUUGGUGUAGGGAACAGCAAAACCUCCCUAUGUUGUGAAUUAACAUAUAGAAGAGUUCUUAAUUAAUUAUGGACGAGAAUUGAAAGAGAUGACUGAUCAAUAAUUUGAAGAGCUUAAAACUACUACUAUAUCUGGAUUGAAAGAGGUCGAGAAGAAUCUAAAGGACAAAGCAAGAAGCACUUGGUCGCAUAUUAAGAAUAACGAUUUGGCAUUUGAGGAGAAGGAAAUCGCUGCCCAAUACAUUAACAUGGUCACUAAGUCCGAUCUCUUUUCAUUCUAUGACAAGGUUUUCACUUCAGGAAAGCUAUCCCUUUAAGUGUAUGGACAAGGCAUGAUCACUUAAACCAUGGGAAUCAGUGUCAAUGAUUUAGCCAAUAAGGUGAAAAGCAAUUCUCUAUCGAAAGAACAAACGUAUGCUGUCAGGGAUGAAGUCACAGUUUCUACCUCUGAUGAUUUCAAGCAAAGAAUCACUUCAAAUUAUAAUUGCAAUUACAAGAUAAGUAAUAUUUGA